AUGAAUCAGUCCGAGGAUUUGACCCUUCCGGAUUGGCAAUGCGAGAAAUGCAAUUUGUAUUCACCACAUACAUCUGCCGCAUUGUAUCUGUGGUGCGCAAAUUGUGAAAAAAUCAUUUGCGCAUUUUGCAUUGGUCAAUGUAGUAAUGAAACUCAUUCAUGGAUGCCAGCAAGCGAAAUUAUCUAUGAACUCAAAGAAAAUAUCGUUUAUACAAAUGCGGAAAUGUCCAAAUCUGUGGGAAAUAUGAAAAUUACUGGCAAAGAUGCGAUACGAUCACUUCAUGGACUUAUGCAAACUCUAACAGAAUUGAAGAAACAAUGUGAGGGCGUAAGUGAAGUGAUCAAAGUGUUAUCGGAAACGUUAAAUGAACGGCAAAAUGCUGCUGACGUACGUCGUAAGGAAACGAAUGAGCAUCGACCGUUUACGUCGAUUCUAAUACAAAAAUUACGAGUGGAAAUUAAGGAUAACAAAUGUUUAGCUGAAGAAGCAACUGCCAUUGCACUAUUAUUCGGCAAUCUCAUCAAACAAUCGGAUAAUAUUUGCAAGGAUGCGCGCAAUCUGAUGAAUUCAUUUUCGUUGGAAAAGAAAGUUGAAAUUGAAGCAAAGGCGAAUGAUAACAUAGAACUUGAAGACGAUGCUAUUAGUCAAAAGUCAAAUGUAAAUGCAUUUGGUGACAAUUUGCUCGACAACGACGAGUACGACGUUACAGUCCGUGAAGUUAAACGUGAAGAUGACAGCACAGAGGAUUCCGGAAAAACGGGUAUACUGGAUGAGACGGCCACAGUACCACUGACGGACACUACCGUAAAGAAGAAAAUUGAAACUGAGCAAAUGUGA
Molecule: messenger RNA, 837 nt
Organism: Brugia malayi
Lineage: Eukaryota; Metazoa; Nematoda; Chromadorea; Rhabditida; Onchocercidae
Exons: 7
Coding region: 1-837 (278 amino acids)
Source: RefSeq, a predicted model, not a curated record